AGCAGAGGAAGAGGGCGUGCUCAGACAAACCCACAUGAAUGAAAAGUGCUCUGUCAUCAAGAGGGCACUUCCUACAGUGAGAGACCUGUGUUCUGCAGAGGUGAACCUGUCUGUUUAUAUUUUUGUUCAUCCAUUAAAAGGAGAGAAGCAGCAGUCCUCAUGUCAGGCCCUCAGAAGAACCGGGUCAUGACCCUUGAGGAGUGGGAGAACAUGUGGCAGCGAGGAAUGACAGGAUUCCACCAAUCCACUGUCUACAGGCUGCUUCAGAUCAACAUUGACAAAGUGUUAGCAGGACGCUCUGGAGUCAAGUUCUUCUUCCCUCUCUGUGGAAAAGCUGUAGAUAUGAAAUGGCUUGCAGACAUGGGUCACACUGUAGUUGGAGUGGAGAUAUCUGAAAAAGCCAUUCGUGAGUUUUUUGAAGAAAGUAAAAUGAGUUACAGUGAGGAGAAUGUACCAACCAUCCCUGGAGCAAAGGUUUUCAGGAACGCUGAGAAAACAGUGUCAAUCUAUCAAUGUGACAUCUACUGCUUCUCAAGUUCUCUUGAGGGUCAGUUUGGAGCCAUUUGGGACAGAGGAGCUCUCGUCGCCAUCAACCCAAAAGACAGAGACAAGUAUGCUGCUCUGUUGGUUUCACUGAUGGCUCCUGGCUGCAGAUUCCUUUUGGACACUCUAAUCUAUAAUCCUGAAAAAUAUUCCGGUCCUCCAUUCUUUGUACCUGAUGAACAAGUCCGUAGUCUGUUUGGGUCCUCUUGUGAUAUAGAGCCGUUACAAGAAGAGGACGCUUUAACCGAGGAUUUUAAAAACUGGGGUAUGGACUUCCUCAGAGAGAAAGUGCAUCUCUUAGUUCGUAAAAGCUAAUGAAGAAUAUUGCCUGCAUUGCCAGAGAAAUAUAAUUGUAUUUCUGUAGAUGUGCCAAUGGAUGUUUGAAAGUUGAACUGAAAAUAUGUACAGGUAGAAGUUUAUUAUUAUGGAGCCCCUGGUCCUGGAAGUAAAUUUCCCAUUCAUUUUUCUUAUAGACUUUCCGAUUAUUUAAAAAAAAAAAAAUUAAAAGUUUAAAAUCUUGCUCAGGGCUAACUAAUGACGGCAAAUCUGUUUCUAAACUUUUAUAGACUGUAUAACACUGAUCUUUGUUAUAAUGUUUCAUUGUCAAAAACAGACCUGGAGUUGUGUUUUGUUUCAUGUUUAACACACAAAUGUUCUUCUCUCAGACAGAAAACAAACAAGCAAGUGCUCCAUUUUUAAACUCCAUACAGCUUCACGAGAAUUUCUUUAUUUGUUUAUUUAUUUCAUUCAUAAAGUAUAAAAAGACAUCAGCAGUGUCACAACAUCAAACAUACAAGAAAAGGAGCAGAAAGAAGAGUCAUCUUAUGUUUUCUGCCCGCUUUUCCCUUCUCAAGACAAAACAACACCGACGGUUACUUUAAAACAUUUCAAAACUGUACAUUUCAGUUCAGGCACAAUUAUUAAUCAACUGCAAACAGAAAUCUUCACUAUUUUGCACAACAAUUUAGUUUCCUUUUUCUUACAUACACAUUGCAUUCGAUUUUAUGUGUUUUUAAAUGUAGAAAAAAAUCCCACACACUGUCUUACUCGCAAAUUGUGAGAUUUAUUAGGACAAACCGUGCAGCGUUUUAGGUACACUGUUUCUUUACGACCUGUCACCCUUGGGUGCUUGCCACACCCUAUUUAAAAAUGGCCACCUGAGCUCUCAUUUUGUUUGCCUGACAAAGGCCAAGUGCCGAAACACUGCACGGUUUGUCCAAAUAAAUCUCACAAUUUGCAAGUAAGACGGUGUGCGGGAUUUUUUUUCUAUGUUCUAGGGCUGCUCCCUCUCCUCCAACGUACCUGUCUCAAGUAAUUAAUAUGUGAAGUUCUCAUUUUUUUAUGUGUUUUUUAAUACUUGAUUCUUUUAUAUCUUUAUCAAGACUAUUUCAUAAAUUAACUCCUUUCACAGCGACGCUUUGCUCCAUAACCUUGGUUCUAAAUCUGGGUUCUUUAAACACGUAGCUUCCUUUUAAGUUGUAGUGGCUUGUUCUCGUCUCAAACAGUCUUUGAAUACUUACAGGUAAUACACUGGACUUUGCACUUCAACAAUAUCAUGCAUUUUCAAUGUUUUAAGUUGAAGUUAAGUUUAAGUUGAAGAAUCGUUUGGAUAAUUUCAGCCCUAUUGCCAAUCUUUACUGAACUUAAGGUGAAAAGUAGCCACAUGACAUCACAGUGGAGCAGAGCACUGGAGCUGUAGACAGAUAAUAAUGAUUAAUCAAACAUGUGAAUGAAACAAAACACAACCCUGGAUACAUGUUUGAUGUAACACAACACAGUUAAAAGCUCACAAGGAUCAAUGCUGUGAAAUAUAGGACCUUUAAAAGAUUUCACCGAAAAGUCACUGGGAUAAAUUAAUGGAAAAUAAUGUAUUUACAGAACCUGUGCAGGAUGGAUGGAACGUGUUUACUAUGUUCUUAUCUUUAAUUUAUGAUGAUGGAACAUGUAUCUUAGCAAUUUCAAUAAAUGUAUUUCUUAGAUUUUUGUGUAUAGUA
This is a messenger RNA of Boleophthalmus pectinirostris (great blue-spotted mudskipper), 2537 nucleotides long. RefSeq names its product probable thiopurine S-methyltransferase. NCBI's taxonomy places the organism in Eukaryota, Metazoa, Chordata, Actinopteri, Gobiiformes, Gobiidae. Gene Ontology annotation, molecular function: thiopurine S-methyltransferase activity. The transcript is spliced from 9 exons. The record is from RefSeq and is a predicted model, not a curated record. Bases 160 to 858 code for a protein of 232 amino acids.